AUGGCACCCGUCACGACGCGACCCCUUCCCGCCAAGACGAACCCUCUCAUGGUCGAAGGAAAGCAGGACUGUAUGCAGCGCCCCGUGACCGUGACGCGAAAGCGCACCAAGCUGACCUCCAAGAUGGUCAACACGAGCGGCGAUGAAGGCGAGGCCAGCAACCUCGGCGCCGUCUUCGACUACGCCCACCUCCGCGCGCCCCUCCCCAAGGGCAUCGUGUCGGGCAUCUUCAAGUCGAGCCCGAACAGCUACUUCCUGAUGCGCCGCAGCUUCGACGGCUACGUGUCCGCCACCGGCAUGUUCAAGGCCACCUUCCCCUACGCCGAGACGUACGAGGAGGAGGCCGAGCGCAGGUACAUCAAGUCUCUGCCCACCACCAGCCGCGAGGAGACGGCCGGCAACAUCUGGAUCCCCGCCGACCAGGCCCUCGCCCUGGCCGAGGAGUACAACAUCACCACCUGGAUCCGUGCCCUGCUCGACAACGCUCCCAUUCACUCCACCAGCGCCAACGCCGAUGCCUCGCCGGCUCCCAAGAUUGCCGCUCCUCCCAGGUUCGAGCCCUCGUCCGCCAAGGCUGGCGCUGCCGCCGCCGCGGUCGCGUCGACGACGCUCGCCCCUCCCACACCCUCGCGACGCUCGCGCCGAUCCGUCAGCCCCGCGAAGAGCACCUCGUCCACCUCGAAGCGUGCCGCGGCCUCGCCGCGCAAGAGGACGGUGACCAAGACGGCCAAGGCUGCCGCCGCCGUCGGUAAGGAGCAGCAGGCCAACGGUGACUCCGCCGACGGCGUGGUCAUGAGGUCGACCGAAUUCGACCCCCAGGUGGCGCUGGAGCGGAAGUCGGGCGACAAGCCGUCGGACCAGGUCAACGAGGAGGCCAAGUUCCAGAACGGAGACGCCGAGGCCAGGCAGAACGCCACGACCGAGCUCGAGGUGCCGGCCGUGCCCUCGGCCGGUCAGCCCCCGAGCGCCGAGGAGAUUGCCAAGAUGAUCGACUCGGCCAAGAGCAUGGUCAAGGACCAGAGGAAGCAGCAGGCCGAAGCCGAGGCCGAGACCGAGGCCGAGGCCGCGACCGCCUCCCCCGCCGUGGGGACGCCGAACGGCAAGACCGCGGAGGGCACCAAGAAGGCGUCGUCAGCCAAGAAGUCGAAGCGCAAGGCCGCCGACAUCUCGCUGGGCGACAAGGAGACGGACAGGAAGGACGGCGGUGCCGCCGCCCAGAUCAGGGAAGAGGAGGAGGAGGAUCAGCAGCAGCAGCAGCAGCAGCAACCCAGGGCGAAGAAGGCCAAGACGGACGUCGAGGUGCGGAAGAGCAAGGUCCGAAGCCGUGCCCUACUGGGUAUCGGAGCAACGGUAGCAGUUGGACGUGACGACAAGCUUUGA
This is a messenger RNA of Geosmithia morbida, 1380 nucleotides long. RefSeq names its product APSES transcription factor. The transcript has 3 exons. Gene Ontology annotation, biological process: mitotic telomere tethering at nuclear periphery; meiotic attachment of telomere to nuclear envelope. Gene Ontology annotation, cellular component: nuclear membrane complex Bqt3-Bqt4. The record is from RefSeq and is a predicted model, not a curated record. NCBI's taxonomy places the organism in Eukaryota, Fungi, Ascomycota, Sordariomycetes, Hypocreales, Bionectriaceae. Bases 1 to 1380 code for a protein of 459 amino acids. Gene Ontology annotation, molecular function: DNA binding.